UAGCGCCCACGGCGCUUGGGGAAUGACAUAUGAUGACAUGGCUCUUGCACCUCCUGCGAUGCUUAACAAUCAUCCGCCCAUGUUUCGCCUUGGACUUCCUCGACUGCUCGGGGGAGCACUUCGAGCCUCGCUGGAGCUCCUUCCAGGCACUGCUCCCGGCAUCCGUGACGCCGGAGACGCCGCUGUCGGAGGCACAGCUGAACGAGGCUGCGGACCUGGUCGACACACUGGAGGAGGUGGACUGGGCCGAGGUGGUCUCCGCCUUCAGCAGCCGUUUGCGGGGCGAGCUCACCACUGAGCAGCUGGGUGGCUUUUGCUUGUUUGGAGCGGUCACUGCUUAUACUGUGGUCGCCUAUCACCUGGCCAGGGGUGCGGGAGAUGAUCCAAUCCCCUCGACAGCGAAGAAUCUCUUGGCCCGAUCUUUGAUGAUCCUGGCGAAAAAGCAGGUGAACGACUUCCUGGAAUCCUCGUGGUGGCCGGUGCGCUCGCUGGACGUGGUGGCCUUGCUGGAGCUCGAGGACUUCCAACAGGUGCGAAACCUUCGUUUUGAGAUGCCCUGCUGGCUCCGCCUGGGCUGCAGCCGGCCGGAUAUGGAGGAGCGGGCAUUGCUUCCUCCAGCACCGCCUUUGGAGGCCUCGUGGCCAUCCAACGUCGUGGCCGUUGGACUUCACACGACUUCGACCUUGGAGGUGGUCACGGCCUUGAGGGACGCCAUCACGGAGUCAUGGGGCCGGGGAGGAGCUGGAGGAGCACCCUUCAACAUCCAGUAUGCCGGACAUCCUUGCCCGUCGCACUCCGGGAGCGAACACCACUGCGCCAUGCGCUGUGAGCUCCUUGGCAUUUGCAGUGCGGCAGAGGAUGCCGCCGACGCCCUGGCGGAGUUUGUGGCUGGUGCAGUGGACGUGGCAAAAUUCGAGGAACGUGAGUCCUAUGCCAUGGACGAAGCCCGUGCAGCCCUACGUUGGGCCCCACGAAGGCUGGAACCAGUUCGGCAGGCGGAGUUGAUCGUUUGCACUUUCCCGACGGUCCUAUGCGUUUUGCUCCACGAGUUUUUCCCUGAGACACCCCAGCUCUACGUGGCCAUUGCAAAUCCCCUUUUUGCAGCUCCCGGUUGUACCAAGCAAGAGGACUCUACGGUGCGCCACUGUGAGACUGCCGAGGCCCAGGAGUUCCUUUUGGCGUUUCGUUCGAUGCUCUCGGAUGGAGUGGUCCGUGGAGUGGCCGCCUACACUGUGACGACUGCGCUUGUCGCCUACCAGGCCGGUGUUGUUCUCCCUUUGGCAGGCGGAUAAACGUGGCGGGACAGGAUUUAUAAGAGAUACGAGCCAGAGGAAGUGUGUACUGUGGAAGAUCUGAAAUUGGAGUUUGUUUGAUUAAGGCUUAAGGUGUCACGACUCCAUUCAGA
Durusdinium trenchii is the source of this 1405-nucleotide messenger RNA. The record is from the annotation of a GenBank genome assembly. NCBI's taxonomy places the organism in Eukaryota, Dinophyceae, Suessiales, Symbiodiniaceae.